This is a messenger RNA of Gregarina niphandrodes, 684 nucleotides long. RefSeq names its product putative calmodulin-domain protein kinase. Gene Ontology annotation, molecular function: calcium ion binding. The coding region runs from base 1 to 684 and encodes 227 amino acids. The transcript has 2 exons. Lineage: Eukaryota; Apicomplexa; Conoidasida; Eugregarinorida; Gregarinidae. The record is from RefSeq and is a predicted model, not a curated record.
AUGGUGGCUACGAAGCCUACGGCGGAAGACCUACGGCGGCCUUUUGGAGUGGAACCGGACGUAUUGGAGUGGGUGGUGGAGACCGGGUGGAGCAAGGCGUUGGUGUCCUGCGGUUUGAGUCCAGAGACAACCUUGUAUGCGAGUUUUACGGAAGUGACAUUGGGACUGAAGAAUUGUUUUCGGUAUUUACAGCACAUUGUGCCAGCGCCGGAGGAGAACUGGUACGUUGCGGUGUUCCACAAUUACGACUUGAACGAGGAUGGUUACAUCGACUUUGAGGAUUUUAAGGACAUGGUUUACAAGUAUCAUAACCAUCAUGCCCACCGGAACUUGCGCCAUCACCGCCAGAAGCAAAAGAAGGCCGCCGCUGGCAGCCCCGGCAACGACCGACAAGUCUCACCUCUCAACCGCAUGAUGGCUGAUGCCAAGGCACGCGAUCAGGCCCUUGGCAUCACCCGCCAGGCCGCCGUCGAGGGACCUCAGUUCGCAUCACACAUCGUCUUCCCCCUACACCAAGACGCCUGCCAAGUGUUCAGAGACUACACCUUCGGCUCCGAUGCAGGCGCCGGCGCGUUCGGCAAAGUUCAAGUAGUCACUCACAAAGCCACCGGUGCACGCCGCGCCUGCAAAACCGUCGUCGUCGCGCGCCCAAGACACUCAACCAUCCAAAUAUUCUACGUGUAA